Messenger RNA from Helicoverpa armigera (cotton bollworm), 733 nucleotides. Its product is annotated as cuticle protein 38. The transcript has a single exon. The record is from RefSeq and is a predicted model, not a curated record. NCBI's taxonomy places the organism in Eukaryota, Metazoa, Arthropoda, Insecta, Lepidoptera, Noctuidae. The coding region runs from base 58 to 657 and encodes 199 amino acids.
CAGCAUAGAGGGUAAGAAUUACAGUUGCUCUCUGCUAAGAAAACAACACAGACCACAAUGUACAAGCUGGUGGUGUUGUCCUCCGUCCUGGCCCUGGUGGCCGCCAAGCCCAGCGGACUCGGACUCGGCCUCGGCCUCGGCCCUCUGGGCUUAGGCUUGGGAGCGCCGUGGGGAUUGGGCGCUCACCUAGGCGCCCCGCUGGUGGCUCCUCUCGCGGCUCCGCUUGCUGCUCCUGUGUUGGCCGCUCCUGUUGCUCACGCACCCGCUGUCGGCGUAGCCGGUCCUGCCGUGGUCGCCGCGCCCCUGGGUGGUGCUGCCCACAACUACAGAGGACCCGUGUCGCUCGCUCCCGGCCAGCCCGCCAGCAUCAUAGCUCAAGACGGCAGGCCCCUUGACACCCUCAGUGUGAACGCCGACCGCGCUGUGCACUACACCGCCCGGGUGGUAGACUCUGCCAUCGGAGGGCACGGACAUCUGCUCGGAAAGCGCUCUGCUCCUCUCCUUGGCGCACCGUGGGCUGGCCUGCCCGCCGCGCACGCGCUGGCGCCCGCCGCCCUCGCCCUGCCCGCCGCUGCACACCUCGGCUGGCGCGCACCAGUCGCUCCUCUGGGCUUGGGACCCCUGGGUCAUGCUGGCGUCUUGGGACCUCAUUGGUGAAAUACUGUGUAAAGAAAGUUUAGCAUAUUCGACAAUAUAUCUGCCUAUAGUUUAUAAAGAGAGUUACUCGUAAAAA